Molecule: messenger RNA, 3584 nt
Organism: Mizuhopecten yessoensis (Yesso scallop)
Lineage: Eukaryota; Metazoa; Mollusca; Bivalvia; Pectinida; Pectinidae
Product: putative beta-hexosaminidase
Exons: 9
Coding region: 27-2885 (952 amino acids)
Biological process (GO): ganglioside catabolic process; carbohydrate metabolic process; glycosaminoglycan metabolic process
Cellular component (GO): membrane
Molecular function (GO): polysaccharide binding; beta-N-acetylhexosaminidase activity
Source: RefSeq, a predicted model, not a curated record
UCCGGCCAGACCAGAAGCUGACCACGAUGGUCAAGUCAUAUAUCCCCCUUCUUUGUUUGGCAUUUCAUGUCGCUUUCGUGCUUUCAGUUGACGUAGAGAAGUUGGCUAAGGAUCUAGCCAUCACAUAUGACGUAGACCGUCACAACCCGCCAAGUCCGGUGUAUGGAAACUCUUUCCUGGCAAACAUUUCCAUAGCUAACUUCGGGACAAGUCCUAUCCCAGCGUCUGGAUGGAGCAUAUUUUUCUGUCACAACCCACUGAUCCAGCCUCUGUAUUACAACACGACCAACGCACAGUACUUCGGAGGGGGGCUUAUUUUAUCAGGGAAUAUAACCCUCACACAUGUUAAAGGUUGCAUGUUUAAGUUUCAGCCAUAUGUAGGUAAAAAUCCAGCGUAUAUAUCACAACCCCUGUAUCCUGGGGAAAUCCGAAACGUGUCCUUCCUCUCCUCCAACACUGCCGUUAGUAGAUACGAUGUAUACCCAAACUGGUACCUCUCUAACGACACGCAUACCGCCGUCAUACAGAAUACCCAGGGUGAUGUCCCCUUUUUCGUCACUCCACAUAACACUUUUCUGAAAUGGAUGAGGAGCGUACCCACAGAUUUGUACGGAACUCCUCUUGGGCUGUGGAACAGAUACACUGGAUACAACUUUACAGCGGUCAACGCCACAAAAUAUUCCGUCAUCCCCACCCCUCUAGAACAACGAUUAAAACCCGGAAAGGUUACUGUUAACAACAUGUGGUCUAUAGACCGGGACCGGGACGGACGUCUGGCCGGUGUGGCGACCUAUCUCAAAAAAUCCAUCAGUGGAAUCAGCAUCAGGAACAAGAAACGUGGCAGCAAGGACGUCAUUCAACUGUAUGUUCGGAGAAAUAGGCCUGCCACUGAGAGUCCGGAGCGUUAUCUCAUUCGAGUGAAGACCAAACCCCCUAGGAUCGAGAUCGGCGGAAACACCGUUCAUGGAGUAUUCAACGGCAUCCAAACCCUCUUCAGUCUUCUGGCAUUCGACGGAACUGUCCAGGAGAUGGAAAUCAUGGACGAGCCACGAUUUCCGUACAGAGGAGUGAUGUUGGAUGUGGCGAGUAACUUCUUCCCCAAAUCCACGGUCAUCAAACUAUUGAAUGUAAUGGCGUUAUACAAGCUGAACAAGCUCCAGCUUAAGCUUGCAAACAACGAAGGCUGGCGUAUCGAGGUACCGGACAUUCCCGAGCUGGCACAGAUUGGAGGACGGCGCUGUCACGAUUUGAAUGAGACAACUUGUCUGUUCAGCCAGUAUGGCUCUGGACCUGAUAAUACGACUUUCGGUUCUGGAUUUUACUCUGAGAAAGAUUACAUGGACAUAUUAAAAGCCGCCAAAAGACGACACAUUGAAGUUAUUCCUUGGAUAAAUUUUGGUGGAAAAGCACGAGCCGCGAUCGUAUCUAUGAAAGCUUAUGAAAACAGAACAGGUGACGAAAGUAUGAGGAUUUUUGACCCGGCAGAUGACGUACAUUACAUGACAGAAGACCUAUACAGUGACGCCGUCAUCAAUCCGUGUAUACCAACGGUGGACGCCUUCUAUACCAAAAUCUUAAAAACCAUGAUCGGGUACCAUGCCAGGGCGAAAUCUCCACUGACAUUGAUCAAUGUUGGAGGACAUGAUGUCCCAGCCGCUACCAGGAUGAACUCCUCUUAUUGUAAUUCACUGAAUCUGACCGGACCGGACCCAUUUAUGUUCAUGAAGGUAAACUACACAACACGCCUGGCUAACAUAUCGUCCUCAUUUGGUGUAAACAUGGGAGGUGUCGAAGAUUUCUUUAGUGCAUGGCCAACCAACGACGAGAGAGGCGGAAUUCUCGUCCCGUUCAGUCGCACGCGUUUCCCUGGCAACAUCGACCUCUACCCUGUUUUGACCAACUCUUUUGAUCCAAUGACGUUCCAGAGAGCCCAGGUGAUGGCCAAUGUUGGCUAUAAGGUAAUACUGUCCCCUGCUGAUUAUGUGAGUUUGGACCACGCUCCUGAACCCGAUCCACAGAUUCCUGGGGCGUACUGGGCGAUACGCCACAUACAAGCCACAAGGGUGUUCAACUACCUGCCAGAUAAUCGCUGCUGCAACCUAAACCCUGACGAGUUUAGAUAUGGAAAGUUUACUCCCAACGGUUGCAUUGAUACGGAUGACUGUGUACCACUGGACUACCCGGGUAAUAUUACAGGUAUGCAAGCACAUAUUCUGACGUCCAAAAUUCGUAACGAGGAACACCUGUUUGGACUGAUGUUUCCACGGUUACUAGCCUUCGCCGAGCGCGCAUGGCACAAGGCAGAUUGGGAGUCCUCCUAUGUGGGACGUUUCAACAAAUCUAUGCCCUUUGUCCCGCCAAAUCUGAAGGCCCAGAACGAUGAUUGGGUCAGAUUCGCCAGCAUUGUCGGACACAAGGAACUGAGACGGCUGGAAGCUUAUGCAAUACUGCAUCGUAUACCGCCACCUGGUGUUCAUGUUGACCCCCAGUUCUAUGAUCCUUUUGACGCAAAGAACAAGAGUGUGAUAUUAACAGAUGUCCAGUAUCCAGGUCUCGUGCCACAAGUGUACGGAGCCAACAGUCAGUGGGCUGACCUCGGCCCAAUAACUGACAUCACUAACCUCACCAUCUCAACACUGACCUUCAGGACAAGAAAUGCUGCCGGAAACAGGUUCAGUGAAAUGGAAGGGUUGGAUCUCAAGGUUCCAAAUGCAUAUAUGGCUCAACUGAUUGCUAACGGUAUAAUGUACAAUCCGCGCCUAGUUUCCGGUAUGAGACGCGCUGGACCAGCAUCCACAUCAGCAUCCACAUCAAAGCCAACUACACCUGGUGUAACGCUAUCUCCUUCAACACGCAAAUCCUCAACAAAAUCUACAACGGGCUGACGUGAUACACAGAACUUUUACUUCCUUGGUUAAUCUAGUGUCUGUUAAUGUUUCUGCAAACUGGGUCGAGAUUGUCCGUAUUGUGUGGUCGUGUCCGCACCGCUAGUGAUGUCGCCCAGUGCUACACUAGCUACUCCUGUAAUCACGUGUCUUAGACACGACACUAUCAUGUUAUAAGUUUGUCGGUCAGGCUAUGGAGGAUGCAACUUCACAAGAACGUUUAUUGUAGGGUAUUCGGAAUGAGAUUCAUUUGUUUGGGUAAAUAUGAUAAAUGCUAAGUUGUUUUAUACACAAAUUGCAAUUAAAAACUAAAUCUGCGAGCUUUUGAACAUAUCUGUUUCUUUUUUCAAAUAAAGAAUGCACAUGAGCGGUGUCUCGAAUCCAAACCGCGGAAAGAAACUCGAAACAUUUCGCAAAAUAGCACUCUAAUAUUGCAGGCAGUCACAAUUAUUGGAAAUUUGUUUAUCCAUUUCUCAACUUAGUGGACAACUGGAAAGUAAGGAAAAUCAAAGAUCUAGACUUCAUAUGGGACAGGAGGAAAGAGGUGGAAUGAAUAAAUUCGGAUUAAGUUGUUUUCAGCGGUUUAGAGUCGAGACACCGGCCAUUUACACUCUUCGCUUGUCAAAGGAAACAGACGUUUUCGAACGCUCGCAAAAUAAGUUUUCAAUUACUGUUUGUGUUCAAAACAAAUUUGAAUUU